CCGUACCGUAGCCUGGCUUAAACGGCCAUACAUAAUACUUAUUCCACUGCGACGACUUUCUGCCUUCUCCCAUGGUUAAUUCUGCCGACUCUGCGACGUGACGCGCCGACCAACCCGCGGGACGCGCGUGCGUCCACAGCCUCGGGAUCUCCAUCGUCGGCGACCCUGCAAUCACGACGAUGAAUGACAGCCUCAAACAUCAUCUCCUCGGCCCGUCCCUGCAGAAAUCCGGCCAAGAUGGCGUCGAUCAGGCCAAGGUCGCCGAAAUCAUCUACAAUGCCUCCAAGGGCUCCAAGUUCUUCAACAACGAGUCGCAAAAGGACAAGAACCUCACCGAAAAGAUUGCCCGCACCCUCGCCCGCAAGCGCCAGCUAGAGCGCCUCGACCUCGACCACGACCUGCGCCGCGCCGACGACUACAUCACCGAGCUCGAGCUCUCCCGAGAUCUUUCGCAGACGGUCGUGCACAUCGACUGCGAUGCCUUCUACGCCGCCGUCGAGGAGCUGGACCGGCCGGAGUUGAAAGACGUGCCCAUGGCCGUGGGCAAGGGCGUCUUGACAACGUGCAACUACCAUGCGCGCAAAUUUGGCUGUCGGAGCGGCAUGGCCGGCUUCGUGGCCAUGAAACUGUGUCCGGAGCUCAUCUGCCUGCCGCUCAACUUUGACAAGUACACGGCCAAGGCGCGCGAGGUGCGAGCCGUGCUCGAGCUGUACGACUCCCGCUUUGAGAGCGCCAGCAUUGACGAGGCCUACUUGAACAUUACCGACUACUGCAAGGCGCAUGAUAUGUCGCCCUGGGACGUGGUGCAGCAGCUGCGUGCCGAGGUGCACGAAAAAACAAAAAUCACCGUGUCCGCGGGCAUCGCGGCCAACGCCAAGCUGGCCAAGAUUUGCUCCAACAAGAACAAACCAAACGGACAGUUUAUGCUCGAGACUUCUCGCGCCGCCAUCAUUGCGUUCAUGAAGGAUCUCCCGACGCGCAAGGUAAACGGCAUCGGGCGGGUUUUUGAGCGCGAGCUGGAUGCCGUGGGCAUCAAGACGUGCGGCGACAUUUAUGCCCAACGCGCCUACCUCAGCAAACUUUUUGGCGAAAAGGCGUUCCAAUUCCUCAUGCAGUGCUAUCUAGGCCUAGGGCGCACCAAGAUCCAGCCGGCAGAGGAGUACGAACGGAAGAGCGUAGGUACCGAGAGUACGUUCCGCGAACUAACGGGCAAGGAAGGGCUCCGAAAGAAACUACGUCAGAUAGCCGAAGAGCUGGAAAAAGAUCUGGAACGCACGCAUUUCAAGGGCCGGACGCUGGUGCUCAAGGUCAAGCUGGCCACGUAUGAGGUGCUGACGCGCCAGACGACACCGCCCUUUGCCGUGUGGCGCGCCGACGACCUCGAAAAGUAUGCGAUACCCAUGCUGGCGAAGUUGGAGAGGGAAAUGCCGGGCCUGACGCUGCGUCUGAUGGGCCUGCGAGUGACCCACAUUGUCAGCCUCAAGAAAAGCUCUGCCGACGACUUCUUCGGCCUAAAUCGGCGCACGGCAUCGACCGACUCGGCCCUCGCUACCACAGACACAGACACCGACGACGCGCUUCCCCUCCCAUUCCCAACCACCGUCACCGCUGCCAACGGCGAGGACGACGACGGCGGUGGCGACCCCCACGCCCCCACCUGGCCAGAAGCAGAGUUCGAAGAAGCCGCGCGCCAAGAGCGCGAGGCCGACUUCCACGAGACGUUGCGCCUGAGCCAGCAACAGCAGCAACAGCAGCAACAACAAGAACAAGCCGAAGAAGCCGCCGCCGUCGCUGCUGCUGCUGCUUCUGCUGCCGACACAGCUGCCCAACUCGCCGCCGUGCCCGCUGCCUGGGACUGUCCGAUCUGCCAGCGUCCCCAGCCCGCCAACGACCGCGCCUUCAACUCGCACAUUGACUUUUGCCUCUCGCGCGACGAGAUCAAGGCGACGGUGAGGCAGGUGAAUGAGGCGCCUAGUGCUAGCGGUGUCGGUGGUGGCAGCGCUGGUGUUGACGAUGGUGGCGCGACCGGCCACGGCAUUCGAGCUUAUGCGGAUGGGCGCGGCGGGUGGUGCUGCGGGUGCUGCGGGUGGGAGUGGAAGUGGAGGUGGGAAGAAGAGAGGUCGACCGCCUGCGAGGGAGGGCCUGCUGAAGAGAGGGCGGUUGCGCUGAUGGCUGUCGGCUGAUGGCUGAUGGAGUGUUGGCGGGGUUGUUCACGAGUAGGUAGGUACAGUAUGUACGUGUGUGUUUGUACGUGUACAUGUUUUGUGAUACCACCAUGUGUAUACCACCAUUGUAUUAUAGGAGAGUGUAGGUAUAGGUAUAGGUAUAUCCUCAAGAGCUUACUCCCUAGGUACCUACUGCCUAGGUG
Aplosporella prunicola CBS 121167 is the source of this 2368-nucleotide messenger RNA. RefSeq lists its product as uncharacterized. Gene Ontology annotation, cellular component: nucleus. Gene Ontology annotation, molecular function: DNA-directed DNA polymerase activity; damaged DNA binding. The coding region runs from base 180 to 2183 and encodes 667 amino acids. The transcript is spliced from 3 exons. Lineage: Eukaryota; Fungi; Ascomycota; Dothideomycetes; Botryosphaeriales; Aplosporellaceae. The record is from RefSeq and is a predicted model, not a curated record. Gene Ontology annotation, biological process: error-prone translesion synthesis.